GAAAUCAUUCUCACACUAUUAAGAGCCAUCAUAUUGUUGGUGUACUUCUGAAAGACAUGAAGCUUAUCGAGCCUCUCAAGCUUUUAUUGAAGGACGAUGUUUGAAUUUAAUUUAAACCCCUUGAGGCCUUGAUAUGAAGAAUUUGUGCUCUCUUCCAAUUGAUCUCAUAGCUUUUCCGUGGUACGUGCAUCAGGGAAGAUCUUAGAUAUCCCUGAGGGUUUUUUUAGAGCGUGCCAUCCAUUGUCAGGAUCAGGACUUGCUGUUUGUGUUCUUGUUGAUGUUACAGAAGGAAAUUAUUUGGAAAUCCUUUGACAGGUUGACGAGAUAUUUAUUCAAUCAAUCAAAAGAUGCCGGACUCUGUGAUGAAAUAUGGCAAGCUUUCGCUGUUUUCAUGGGAAUUUUGUCAGUAGGAAUACAAGGUGAUCUUAGAACUCAUUCUCAUGUCGCGGGCCUUGGAGCUGUUACAAGUAAAGAUGGGAUGACAGUAGAUUGGUCUCGCUUUCAAAAUCACUAACAAUGUUACAGAGUUGCUCUGGACAUAACAUCGAAGACUCCUUCAACAAAAGAGUGGUAAUAAGCUUAAUAUUUAACCCUUCUUAACGAACGAACCAUCUCAUUGACUCCUCAUUUAAUCACCGGCUCAAGAACAAUUAAGAAGUAUAAUUAAAGAUUUAUUCAAGUCACGUGAUUUCUUUUCAUAACCAUUCAUUCUUGCAUACUACUCGCAUUAUCAUACUUUGAUAUUUUAUCUUAUGUAACCAGAGAGGUCUAACUACUAUUGUCGCGACAAUGAUAUUUAUUUGUUCUUUAUUGAGAGUUGAGACAAUAGAAGGGACAUCAACACAAAAAUUUGAUAGCAUUAUGGAGAAUGUGGACAUAGGGACAUAGGAACAAACAUUGUGGUAGCCACUUUGCUCUGCUAAUAUUAGAAAGAUGUUCCUGUAAAUUACUAGCUAGUGACUUUGGCUGGAAGCAUGUCUUUAAGUCUUGCAUGUACUAUUAUAUUAUAAGUUGUAAGAUGUGACAUAACUUAUAUGGUUUGGUAACACUUUAAUUGGCAUUUUCUAUGUGGUGGUUCAAGCUUUUUAUGAGCAUAUAAUAAUUUAUAAUUGUAAACAAAACAAUAUCUAAUCUUUGGUUUAUUUUUAAUAUGAAAAAUAUCUGUGGUCUCUCUGUUUUAAA
This is a messenger RNA of Chenopodium quinoa (quinoa), 1182 nucleotides long. RefSeq names its product GMP synthase [glutamine-hydrolyzing]-like. The transcript has 3 exons. The record is from RefSeq and is a predicted model, not a curated record. Bases 278 to 514 code for a protein of 78 amino acids. Gene Ontology annotation, molecular function: GMP synthase activity; GMP synthase (glutamine-hydrolyzing) activity; ATP binding. Gene Ontology annotation, biological process: GMP biosynthetic process. Gene Ontology annotation, cellular component: cytosol. NCBI's taxonomy places the organism in Eukaryota, Viridiplantae, Streptophyta, Magnoliopsida, Caryophyllales, Amaranthaceae.